AUGAACACAGACCGUCGUGCUUACCGGAUCGACCCAAACAUUCUUGAGUCGGAUCUUGCCAGAGAGACUACCGUAGCCAUGGCUGCAAUUGACGCAACGACAAAGUUUUUGAACAAGGCGGUGAAGCCAGUUUUAGUCGAUGUGGCCAAACUUCGUGUGGCUAAGAAUUGUGAUGUUUUCGUCAAGCUAGCAGAUGCUUGUGGCUAUGCUCUCGACGUGAUUCCCUCCGGAAAGGGCUAG
Messenger RNA from Linum trigynum, 240 nucleotides. Lineage: Eukaryota; Viridiplantae; Streptophyta; Magnoliopsida; Malpighiales; Linaceae. The record is from the annotation of a GenBank genome assembly.